This is a messenger RNA of Tigriopus californicus, 2596 nucleotides long. RefSeq lists its product as uncharacterized. The transcript has 11 exons. The record is from RefSeq and is a predicted model, not a curated record. The coding region runs from base 1 to 1920 and encodes 639 amino acids. NCBI's taxonomy places the organism in Eukaryota, Metazoa, Arthropoda, Copepoda, Harpacticoida, Harpacticidae.
AUGAUCAACUCCGUUAUAGCGAACUUCUGUGAGGCUCCGGUGGCCCAGCCCGUGAUCCCCGGUGGUUCCACAUGGGACGGCGAUGUGCGUCUAAACCGUCCAGGGGUCGCUUACUUUGGCGAAUGUCUGGGACGAUUCAGCACUCCCAAAUUAAUCAUCCCUCAUUCUUGUCCUGUCAUUGAAAUAAGAGCCGAUAAACUCAGGUUUAACGAAGGCUCUGGCCUUUUCCGAGCCGAUUUAAACGUAAUCGUUAAUUCCCCAUGGCCAGGUCCAUUAACUCUGAAUUUAACCACGGUCCAAGAUGUCACUUCAGAGACCGUAGUCACCAUGGAUCCAAGCAGAAAGAACCAAUUUGCCUGGAAUUUAGGUGAUGAACCGGUAGUCAGGAAUCCGCACAAGAUCACACUAGACUUCCAAACGGAUCAAGAGGAGAUGCUUUGCAUUGUGGAUGUGUCUUGCACAGAGACUAAUGCUAAUUUCUUAUGGAUGCCCAAAAGCCAGAGCUCAGGUGAUUUCAUGCCCGAAGCCUCGGUCCAGAUGUUUGAUGCUCAAGUGGAAUACGAAUGUGGGUUGGCCAGAAAGUUCCAGUGGAGCAAUGGAAGUUUGACACAGAUCUUAACUCGAACUUGUCAGUUCAAUGGUGAUUGGGAUAAUGAUAUGGCUCCUUGUGUAUGGGUGGCAUGUAUCAAUCCACCUCAGCCUCCAAUGGGCCACCACAUAGUUAGUCUGUACGAAAAUGGGACCACAGUGACCUUCAAUGAUUCUGUGGUCUAUGUUUGCGAGGAUGGAUAUUUCUUUGAGGAAGACAAGUACCUCAAAAAUUUCACUAUUCAGUGUUUGUCAAACGGAUCCUGGAAUGCACCAACGGUCUGGAAAAAGUGCUUCCAACCAUCAGAGAGGAUCUGUCCUAAUCCAGGAAUGCCAAGUGAGCAUCACGUGUACAAUUGGAACACGAGCUUAGGCCAACCGGCACAAUAUGGAAUGCUUUUGGAGUAUUCAUGUAAAAUCGCUCGGAAGCUCGAAAGAACCCAUGCCAAUGGAACCAAAACGUUGUACGACACACAAGAGUUCAAUUGUGAAUGGAAUCAAGAGUGGUCACCAAAAGCUGAGAUUGAUCCUUGUACUUGGCACCAGUGUAUCAAUCCACCGAUACCUCAUGGUCAUCAUCGUCUAAAGUCGGAUUGGAACAAUGUUCCUUACGAAUUUGGCCAAUCAGCAAUCUAUUCUUGUGAGACUGCUGGUCUUUGGUUCGAAACCGAUCGAGAUCUCGAAAUUUUGCCCGUUGAAUGCCUCACCAAUGGAACAUUCAAGGUCCCAAAUCCGUGGCCUUAUUGUGUAGCAAACACAUAUUGCUUGACACCCCCUGGCAUACCAAGAGGAGGAUCUCGAAUCUGGAACGGCAAUAUGUCCUAUGGAACUGAAGUCGAGUAUAUGUGUGGCAAGAACGCCCAAUUUCUUAAUCAAGAGACCGGAGAGUUGUACGACUAUUCGAAGAUAACUUGUCAAUGGAAUCGAACCUGGGACCUUGAUAACGUUGACCGCUGCAUAUGGUCUGCUUGCAAUCUGGUUCCUGCUCCAAACCCAGAUUCACUACUCAUUUACGCGCCAGAACCGGAUACAUCUUGGGUGGUUGAGACGCCAUAUUCUGCCUAUGAGCCUCUGGUUCCCGCCAAGGUUUUAGUUCCCUCUACAUUUGGAGAUAAAACCAUUCUGCUUGCUGAAGGGUUUAUAUUAGGUGGAGAUGACUUCAGUGCUCAACCCGAAUUAACUUUAGUGGAUGCAUUCAAGAGAAAUGUGCUUCACUUCUCACUUGAUCCUAAUUACAGUCAAAUGACAGUAACAACAGAAUUAAAUCAGGCGAGUAAAAACAUCUCAGAGUUUUGCUGGGCGUUUUUUCAUCCUAAACCAUCUCUUUCAUAAUUUCCAGGACAAGUCUUUGAAGGUCGAAUCCUCUUUUGACUUUGGUAGGACGUUUUCCAUAACUGUCAAAUACGCUCCGUACGAAUUUCAAUUCGAAAUCAACAUUGACGGCGAGGCAGUGGAGCCAAUAAAAAUACCUGAGACCACUCCUGAAUUUGUUUUUGAUCAUGUCCAAGUUGAGGGAGAUGCGGAGCUGACCUUUCUUGGAUUCAUCGAACCCCACCAGUCACCUUCAGUGCCAAUUGGAACCGUCAUCACUUACAAAUGUCCCAAAGAUUUUGUGUUCGACCACGAUUGGCUGCAUCGACCGGAAAUUCGUCUCAAAUGCUUGGAUGACGGCCAAUUUGUGCCACCUGACAUUUGGCCAACCUGCGUAUAUCCUUCGUUGACAUCCGUGAAGUCGUGUUCCCAAGAAAAAUGUUAUGGGGAGGGCCAAUCCGCUUUAUAAAAAACUCGUGUGGAACAGAGUUACUUUGUCCCGAGUGAUCCCGACACUAACACCGAUUCUGAAUGCGAGCGUGAGGACAACGCUCCCUCCUCUGAAGAAUUACUAUUAAAUCAAAAAGGCGACUUCAGAACCGAUCAAGAAUUCCUCUCGGCUUUGGGCAUUGGCAAUGAAUUCCGCGUUUGUGAGAAGGUGGUCCGAAAGAGACCUGGAAUAUUAACCACAGUUUCC